Messenger RNA from Zasmidium cellare ATCC 36951, 744 nucleotides. RefSeq lists its product as uncharacterized. The transcript has 2 exons. NCBI's taxonomy places the organism in Eukaryota, Fungi, Ascomycota, Dothideomycetes, Mycosphaerellales, Mycosphaerellaceae. Gene Ontology annotation, molecular function: acyltransferase activity, transferring groups other than amino-acyl groups. The record is from RefSeq and is a predicted model, not a curated record. Bases 1 to 744 code for a protein of 247 amino acids.
AUGCCCCUCGAAAUCCACCCCGUAACGCAACCCGACAUCCCCAAACUCAUCGAAAUCGAAUUCGCCACCUACGCCAACUCCCCCUCGUCGCAAAUCCUCCGGGGCCGAGACGCAACCAACGUCGAACACCACCUGCGAGCACACCGUCGCUACAACGAUCUCCUAUCCCAACCCCAGACGAACGUCUUCUACAAGAUCGUCGACACAGAGCGUGUCGACCGUCCAGUAGCCAACGACCCUUUAGCCGCUGGUAGUGGCGAGCCAUGUCCCCAAGGCGAGAUCAUCGGAUGGUAUCGCUACGAGGUCUUCCCACAGGGCGUGUCGUCCAGCUUACCUCGUGAGUAUGGCUUUGAAGAGUACCCCUGGCCCGUCUCGCCCCCCUCCCACCUCGCCAUCGUGAAGGACUACUGGUCCUCCAUGGAACGCGACAAGCGCUCCUGCGUUGGGAGUCGUCCUCAUAUCCACCUCUCCCUCAUCGCCAUCCACCCCUCCCACCAACGCCGGGGCGCGGGCACGCUGGUCCUGGAGCAUUUCUGUCGGGAAGUCGAUACAAGGUAUGGGGGGUUGUUGGCGUUUUGUCAGGCUUCGAGGGAGGGGAGGGGGCUGUACGAGAGGUUUGGGUUUGGGGUUAGGGGGGUUAGUGAGUUUGAGACGGCGGGGAUUGGGGUUGAGGGUGUGAGGGUUUUGUGGGGAAUGGUUAGGGAGGGGGACGGGGGUGAGGGAGGUGAUGUUUGGGGGUUUUGA